Zingiber officinale is the source of this 1446-nucleotide messenger RNA. RefSeq names its product gibberellin 2-beta-dioxygenase 1-like. Bases 43 to 1221 code for a protein of 392 amino acids. Lineage: Eukaryota; Viridiplantae; Streptophyta; Magnoliopsida; Zingiberales; Zingiberaceae. The record is from RefSeq and is a predicted model, not a curated record. The transcript is spliced from 2 exons.
AUCACUCCCCGAAGGUCCAAAAGUCUGACCUUUUCCCUCCAAAUGGCUUCCUCCUCCACCGCCACUGCUUCCGCCUCCUCCUCCGCCGACGACACCGACCGCCACCACGGACUCGUCCCGUCGCCUCCUCCACCGACUCCGUCCAAUCACUCUCUCUCCAACUCUUUCCCCUCGGACGCCGACGCCUCUUUCUCCCGCCUUCUCCACCAGCUUCUCGUGCCGCCGGCCCUCUCCCAGCCCUCGCUCCCUCGUAGGAGGAGCCUGAUCGAACCGUAUCCUCCGGUCGUACCCUUCGAUCAUGCUCCAGAAAGUGGCCUCCUCCUCUCCGCCGCAUCUGAUUUCGGGUUUUUCCAUCUCUCUGGCCAUGGCGUCGAUGGUGACCUCGCCGCCUCCGCCCUAGACGAAUCAGAGUCCCUCUUCUGUUCCCGCUCGAUCUCCGUCAACAAUAUGGCAUCUGUCGGCUUUCACAACGAGGAUUUCGAUGACGGCGAUGGGGAUAGCAUCGACCGCGGCGGGCGAGAUCGUGUUUUGGUGUUGGAUGCGAGUGGAAACGGGGAGGGAGAAGUGUUAUCUUCUCUUCCGGCUUUGCGAGAGUUUGGCGAAUGCUUGCAGAAGUUGGGAUUUGCAGUCGUAGAGAUGCUGUCCUCCAUGGAAGAGGGGUUUUGCGGAAACCCUUUUCAGAAGGAGAUCUACAAGCCCAGGUGUUUGUUGUGGGUCACUUCGCAUGGAAAGGAUACAAAUACUGCUAGAUUUGGUCCUCAGAUGGCGAAGAGCAAGUGCUAUCCGUAUGUUGUGGGACUUCAGUAUGAAAUGAGAUGGUGGAGGAAACCGUACCGUGCCAUUGGUGAUUCAGGGGAGCUGAUCACCAUCACUCCCGUUCCUGAUUCCAUCCUUGUCACGCUUGGUGACAUUGCACAGGUCUGGAGCAAUGGCAAAUUCAAGAAGGUGAGGAGUAGGCCUCAACCAACUUCUGUGCCGUAUGAUGGCGGUGACGAUUCCAGUUGCAUAUCUUUGACAUUGCUCCUGACUUUGCAACUCGACUGCAUCAUCUCUCCACUCAUGCCAUCCCAAGAGGAGUGUAGUUUUGAUGACGAUGGCGGGGAUAAUGUCGGCGACAAUCGUAGAAGAAAGUUCCAUGGCUUCUGCUUGGAAGAGUAUGCUUGGAGAGUGUACAAUGAACGGCUCCCUGUUAAAGACCCACUGUUGAGGUACCGGACUUGAUUCAAUACCAUCCCAAUCUUUCUUCGUCGUCUGCAAAAUGUUUGUCGUGGCAUUUAUGUAGUUGUCAGGUUGUUUGGAAUGUUUCAAAUGUUAAAAAUUCACUUGUUGCUUGGCUUGUCGCAAUUUUCAAACAUUUGAGUAAAUUAUUUUGUGGGUUUCUAUGAAAUACUGUGAGGGGAAAAAGUUGGGGAAUGCCAGUUUUAGUAUUCAAGAUGACUUUGUUCU